AGUCUGUCAGUCUUAUUGUGUAGCUCUGAGGUUGGUUAACUAAAGCAACAUGGGAUAAUCCGCUUUAACAGAGGCUAAUGUCAUGUUGCUUUGGCUCACCACAAACCCAGGCAAAGCAAAGAACUGAAGGGCUGUUCUGGAAUUUACUCUGAACCUUUUCAAUGGAAUGUCGGUCCAACUGCGUACAUGGGUGUUUAUCAAAGCAAAUCCUGUGGAUCUGAUGGAUGGAUCUGCACUUGUGACCCGAUACGAUCGAACUCAACUGGAACAUUUCUGGACUGAAUGAAUAACAUUUCAGUGUGAGAAAUGGGGACGGUGCUCUCUAUAUCCCCUGUAUCAAAUAAGGUGACGAUUCUGGAUGAUGGAGGUGCAUCGGCGUGCGAAGCCAACGGGAAAAUAGAGAAGAGUUUAAGGAAGCCGUCGAUGAUCGUGUCCUCUCUCGCAUUUAAACGAUUUGUGACUGCAUCCGCUAAAACGAUAGGUGUCAAGAAAGUUAAUCCGAAUCCACCUGUUACCGGUGACAUUCAAGCGCUCGAGCGUCUGAACAACGAAAACUUAAAGAGAUCGACCAACACCGAUCUGAAAACUGAAAAUGGACCUAAUGGACUCAAAGAUAAUCUCGAUCAGGAACCGUUAUCCACAAAGCCGAAGCAACUGGUGUCGGUUCAAAAACAGCCCAGCAGUCCGACGCUCAUCUCUCCGAGGCGCGUGAUCGUCCAGGCCUCCACCGGCGAGCUGCUCCGGUGCCUUGGUGAGUUCACGUGCAAACGAUGCUUCAGACUGAAGGAACUCCGUCCAAACGAGGUCAUUGGCUGGUGAAACGUAGACAGGACUCUGCUGUUGCAGGGCUGGCAAGAUCACGGGUUCAUCACACCAGCCACUCUCGUGUUCGUUUAUCUGCUGUGUAGAGAAACGCUGACGGAUGAUAUUGACAAUCAACGUGAGCUCCAAGGGACCUUUCAGACCUGCCUGUAUCUUGCAUAUUCCUACAUAGGGAACGAGAUAUCUUAUCCCAUCAAGCCCUUCAUGGUAGAGACCAAUAUGGACUUGUUCUGGGAGCGAUCUUUGAAUGUCAUCAAUAAACUAAGUGGCAAAAUGCUGCAGAUUAAUAUCGAUUCGCAAUUUUUCACAGAGGUUUUUCAAGAUUUGAAAAAUGAAGGGGAUUACAAGACAGAAGCAUGUGAAGUGGACCGGUAGAGAGCAUGCGUAGUAAUCAAUGACACUGAUUUAUUGAAUUCGAUUGCGAUCGAUUUAUGUUGACUGGAACUUGCACAAAAAAUGCUGAGCUGUUUUAAAAACAUAUCGUUGGGUAAAUAUGGACAAUUCACAGCAACUGUUAGGUUCAAUUUAACUUAUGGAUUGUUUCAUCCAUGUUUGGGUCUAAUGUGGACAUUUUCUGGAUCAAUUUAAACCAACUUGGGUUAAAAGCAGUGCGCAGUGGAUUGGGAUUUAGUUUUACAAUAUUUAUGUCACAGUGUUUAAUAUCACCAUGGCUUGUACCUGUGUAGCUGAAGUUAAAUGCAUGUCGUAAAGAUUUAUACAGUCGCAAAAGUCAUAAAGAUGGAAUGUACAAACACAAUUUUAUUUUACACUUGUCAGCUUAAUCUUUCAUUGUUUGCCUUCCUUGAGAUCAGAGAAAUUAUUUUAGAUCAAAAGAUAUAUAUUUUGGUUUUGUUUGUAUUAUCAUGACAUGUACAUUGUGUUUCAUUUUUAGCUUGACCACAUUGUUGGUUACAAAUAUACCCCUGUAUUUCUUCUUUAAAAUAUGUAUAAACUUAAAAUAGGUGGUAGCAACACUAUCUUACAAUGGACAAAAAUACACUUAACAGAUAUGAGUGGAACUAUCCAUGGUGCUGAUCUGUUUGUGUUGCUUUAUUGACAGAUGUCGAUCUUAAAGGGAUAGUUCACCCAAAAAUGAAUUCUUUUAUUUUCUUAUAUUCUUAUAUUUUAAGUAAUGUUUGUAAACAAUGUUUGUAAGCCUCAUUCACAUCCAUAGUAGGAAAAGAGAAUACUAUGGAAGUGAAUAGGGCUCACGAAUGAUUUGAUUACGACAUUUCUCAAAAUAUCUUCCUUCACGUUCAUCAGAACAAAGAAAUUUAUACAGGUUUGUAACAACAUGAAAGUAAGUAAAUGAUGACAGAAUUUUCAUUUUUGGGAGAACUAUCCCUUUAAUGUAAAACUUGAAAACGUUGUCUCAUCACUGAGAAUUCUUAUGUGCCAAUCCAUGUAUUAUGUAAGGUUAUGUAUUUGCGUCAUAAAGGUUUGAAAAAUAUCAGAUGAUCAUGCUUGGAGUUUAUUUUAUUUGCCAUGGUUUCUUGAUGCUCUUCUUAAAUGAAAUAAAUGCCAGUAUGACUGGUUCUAAUGAUCCAUAAUGCGUGUAUUGGGUUUAUUAAUAGCAUUGACCAAAUGCUGUUUUGAAAAAAAGAGGA
Molecule: messenger RNA, 2429 nt
Organism: Misgurnus anguillicaudatus (oriental weatherfish)
Lineage: Eukaryota; Metazoa; Chordata; Actinopteri; Cypriniformes; Cobitidae
Gene: cdk5r2b
Product: cyclin dependent kinase 5, regulatory subunit 2b (p39)
Biological process (GO): axon guidance; brain development
Cellular component (GO): cytoplasm; protein kinase 5 complex; growth cone
Molecular function (GO): cyclin-dependent protein serine/threonine kinase activator activity; protein kinase binding
Source: RefSeq, a predicted model, not a curated record